AUGCCUACUUGCAAGUUGACUGCAGGUGGCUCGCAAACAUCCAUUUUGUGCACAGAUUCUCGCAAGUGUGUCUCGCAUUGGUCUCGCAGGUGUAUCGCAAGUGAUGCGCAAGUUGCACGCAAGUGUACGCAAGUGUAUCUUAAAUGUGUCGCAGGUGGGCACAGGAAAAUCUGUGUGCCAUCUGCGGACACAGGUUGCGUGCCAGUUGCGAACCGAAAAGAAGUAUCUGCGGUCACUUGCGUGCAGACCAAUCCAGUUGCAUGCACAUUAGACCUAGUGAGCCAAGUAUCUGCGGGCAUCUGCGAGCAUCAGGGCACCUUGCUGAGAUUUCAUAUUUCUUGA
Molecule: messenger RNA, 342 nt
Organism: Laccaria bicolor S238N-H82
Lineage: Eukaryota; Fungi; Basidiomycota; Agaricomycetes; Agaricales; Hydnangiaceae
Exons: 1
Coding region: 1-342 (113 amino acids)
Source: RefSeq, a predicted model, not a curated record